Molecule: messenger RNA, 1897 nt
Organism: Vigna umbellata (rice bean)
Lineage: Eukaryota; Viridiplantae; Streptophyta; Magnoliopsida; Fabales; Fabaceae
Source: RefSeq, a predicted model, not a curated record
UAAUAAUAAUAAUAAAAAUGCAACCUUUUCUUUCUCUGAUUUUGUUUUUCAUAUCUCAAUGUUGAUUAGUGCUUCACGAACAACAUGGUGAUGGAAAAUUGGAGACCAUGGUUUUGGGGGCACGUCGAGAAACACUACGUUGUUAAGGUCACCCUGUUGAGGUUGGAAUUUGGGGCAACAAUGGUGGGUGCUUUGGAUGAGGACAUAAUUGCCCUUCAGAUUACUGGAACAGCUACCAAAAAAGGGAAACUUUCUUCUUCUUCUUCAAAUUGUGCCCUCAAACUAGCAUCCACUCACACUACUUUGACUCCAAGAGUCAUCAAUUCUAAGGCACCUAUCCUGUGGGACGCACGUGACCUCUCUGCCUUUCAUCUCGUCCUCAACAAUGGCACCUUACACAUGAUAUUUCUAGUUUUACAUGGGGAGGGUGAUGUAGGAGAAUAUGAACCUGAAAUGGUGGUGGUUGGAGAAGUUUCCAUGAGCAUAACUAUGGCUGAGUUAACGCUGAGCGAAGAAAUGAAAAAUGAGACAAAUUCUUGUGAGGUUCAAAGAACAGUUCCAACUCAAUUGAAGGUGCAUGGUUUGUUCUUGGAAGCUUCACUUUCGGUUUCACUGAGUUUAUUGAAACUCAAAAAUUUUGAUGAUGACUUGCCAUUGCCAAGAACAUUUGUAAACAGAGAGCCAAACAUUGGGGAAAAUAAUGGGAAGUUUGAUGAAGUUGAGGAACUGAGUUCCUAUGAAUCAGACGAGUUACCUGUGUUUAAUUCGGAUGACUCGUCUGAUGAGUCCACCACAACCUCUAGCAGUGGCAGUAGCAUUGAAAAUCAGUGUGCAGUAUCAAGAGUUUCAAACGAGUCAGAGAGGCUUAUGGACUCAGAUACAGAGACCCUUUUGGACACAAUGCAGAAGAGUUGGUCCAUGUUGCCAUGGAAUAGAAGCUUCAAGGGAUGGAGUUUUAGAAGAACCACCUCAAGGAAUCAAGAGCCUUUAACCUCACAUUCAACUCACUGCACGAAAAUGGAUGAACUUUCUACACAAGCAUACUUUCAUCACACCACAAGUGGUUGGGAAAAUAAGGAAUUUUGGAGCAGAGAUGGGCAAGCAAAGCUGAAAACCAAUGUGUUUUUUGCUUCAUUUGACCAAAGGAGCAAACAAGCUUGUGGUGAGAGUGCAUGUACAACACUAGCAGUGUUAAUAGCACACUGGCUUCAUUCAAACCAUAACAUGCCAACACGGACUCAAUUUGAUAGCCUCAUCAAAAGGGGUUCCUCAGAAUGGAUAAGGCUGAGCCACAAUGAUCACUACCUAAAGCUCUUCCCAGAUAAGCAUUUUGAUCUAGAGACAGUCUUGAAAGCCAACAUCAGGCCUGUGGUUGUUCUCCCUCAAAAUUCCUACACAGGAUUUUUCUCCCCUGAGAAGUUUCAGUGCUUGGAAGGAGCCAUGUCCUUUGAUGACAUUUGGGAUGAGAUAACUAGAAAAGAUGAAGAGGUUGAUCAAGAGCCAAGAAUAUACAUAGUGGGUUGGAAUGAUCAUUUCUUUGUUCUGAAGGUGGAUGUUGAUGCUUGUUAUGUGAUUGACACUUUGGGGGAGAGGCUUUAUGAGGGAUGCCAAAAGGCUUUCAUAAUGAAGUUUGAUGGUUCAAGUUCUAUCCAUGAAAAGAGAAGUAAGAAACAAAGAGGUGAGAUAGUUUGCAGAGGAAAAGAGUGUUGUAAAGAGUUCAUCAAACGCUUUCUUGCUGCUAUACCACUAAGACAACUAGAAGAGGAGAUGAUAAGUAAAGGGAUUGUUUAUAAUCCUUCUUUGCACAGACAAUUGCAGAUUGACUUCCAUUAUAGCUUGUUAUCAUCCUUCCUUUCACCUUCUUCUAUGGGUGAACCUUUGCAACCUACUUAGAUAA